AUGCUUACAUCGAUCGCGGUGGAAAAUUUACAGCACAAAUUCCAUGGUGAAGCUACUAUUGGAUUCGCCUAUAUCUACUUCAACUACCGGCGAGCAGAUGAGCAAAAGAUUGAUAAUAUAUUAUCAAGCAUACUGAAACAAUUAUGCCAGAGCCUUGCCUGGAUUCCAGCGGAUUUGAAGGAACUCUAUGACCAACAUCAAAAGUAUCGCACGCGGCCAUCUUUACGAAAUAUUAUGAAUACUCUGCACGCGAUUUGUGGACUUAAUACCAGAGUAUUUGUCAUUGUUGAUGCGCUUGACGAAUGUCAUGAUAUUAAUGGCAGUCGUGAGAGAUUUCUGUCGGAGCUCUUCAACCUCCAGGCAAACUGUGCGGUGAAUAGGGAAGAUGUCGAACGGUAUGUGGAAGGUCGCAUUGAAGGCCUAUCAAGUUUCGUGCGGCAAAACAGCCAAUUGCGAGAGGAUAUAAGAACAGGAAUAUCUGAGGCUGCUGAUGGAAUGUUUCUCCUCGCAAAUUUCUACAUGGUCUCGCGAUGUGCUGGCCUCGUUAUUGUCGACGUGGAAAGCGACAUCAUCCGAUUGGCUCAUUACACGACACAGGAAUAUUCCGAGGAGUCACAAAAAAUAUGGUUCCCAAACGCAGAGGCUGAGACCACGGGCAGCUGUGUUACGCUCCUCUCGUACCAUGAGUUUCGCAGUGGUUUUUGUCAAACUGGAGAAGAGUUAGAGAUGCGAUUGCGAACGAACGGGCGCUAG
Messenger RNA from Exophiala aquamarina CBS 119918, 753 nucleotides. RefSeq lists its product as uncharacterized. Lineage: Eukaryota; Fungi; Ascomycota; Eurotiomycetes; Chaetothyriales; Herpotrichiellaceae. The record is from RefSeq and is a predicted model, not a curated record. The coding region runs from base 1 to 753 and encodes 250 amino acids. The transcript has 2 exons.